Didymodactylos carnosus is the source of this 309-nucleotide messenger RNA. Lineage: Eukaryota; Metazoa; Rotifera; Eurotatoria; Philodinida; Philodinidae. The record is from the annotation of a GenBank genome assembly.
AUGAUAAAAAAAGAAAUAUCAACAUUAGAAUCAAGUCUACCAAAUGAAUUGUAUGCCCUUAUUUUUCUCUAUUUAAAAUCUAUUGAUCUUAUUUAUUCAUUUUUCAAUCUAAAUGAUCGUUUUAAUAAUCUUAUUUAUCCAUUUUUAUGUGCAAUAGAUUUAUCUAAUGUUGAUGAACGUAGCUUGGAAAAAUAUCAUCAAACAAUUUUACCAAAAGUUCAACAUUAUAUCAAAGCAAUUAAAGUUGAUGAUAAAAAUGUUGAUUCCGUUCCCAUUAUCAUUAUAUUCAAAAAUAUAUCCGACGCUUGA